This is a messenger RNA of Geodia barretti, 1258 nucleotides long. The record is from the annotation of a GenBank genome assembly. NCBI's taxonomy places the organism in Eukaryota, Metazoa, Porifera, Demospongiae, Tetractinellida, Geodiidae.
UGAUGUCGGCGUCUUCUGAAGCAGAAAGGGAGGAGUUGGGUUACCAGUAUUCUCCCAGUCGGUGGUCCACGCGACUCCCCGCAGGCGUGGUAGUGGACGCUCACUCGGAGGCCAUCAUUGCAGCCACCAAGACGGCUCGCGAGACGCUGCAAUGUGACCUGGGAAUAGAAUACUUUGAUGUCGGCGUCUUCUGAAGCAGAAAGGGAGGAGUUGGGUUACCAGUAUUCUCCCAGUCGGUGGUCCACGCGACUCCCCGCAGGCAUGGUAGUGGACGCUCACUCGGAGGCCAUCAUUGCAGCCACCAAGACGGCUCGCGAGACGCUGCAAUGUGACCUGGGAAUAGAAUACUUGGAACCUGGGGGUCCGGUGCUGGAUAUCUACCACCCACAAUCCACCUCAGGUGCCCUAGGAGAUGUGGUGUUCGUUUGGUACCACGGAGGCUAUUGGGUGGCAUUUGGGGUGGGGCAUGCUGGGGUGGCAGCUGUCCCUCUGACCAAACAUGGAGCCACCGUGGUUGCCGUUGGAUACACUCUGGCACCCAAAGCUGACAUGACAAGAAUCGUGCAAGAGUGCAGGGAGUCCGCCGUCUUCCUCCGUAAGAGGUUUCCUGAUAAAAGGAUAUUGUGUCGGGGCGGUCAGCUCAGCACGCACACUGUGCGAGCGUACCAAGGCGACCACUUGAAUGAUCACAGACUGAACCACAGAUGGGUGCGUUAACGGGACAGACUACACGUGGGAUAGGUGUGAUUACAGCCCUGAACCGCUAAAGAGAUGUCACCUGCGAUGAGGACCUCAUUUCACACUGGAAGAGAUCAGUCAGUUCAGCCCCCUGCUACAGGCUGACAGACUGGCAAAACUGCCCUCCGGUUUCAGGUGCCUGGUGGCCAGAGGAGAGGAGGAGAGUUCAGAGUUCGAGAAACAGUCCCAGGAAUUCAUUCAGAAACUGCUGGAACACGGUGUUGACCACACGAGUGGCGUGAUUAAAGGAUCUGACCAUUUUGAGUAUGCAGAGAAACUACAAGAAGAGGAAUACAUACUCACAGGGAUGAUGAUAAAGUUUAUGUCUCCAAAAGCUAAACCUCCAAAAUAGUAUAUAUUGCAAAUUUAUGCGAGUUAGCAUAUUGUAUAGCUAAUGUAUAAUAAAUGCUGUCACACACGAACAUGUAAAAAUACUAACAUUUCGCACUUGAACAUCAUUCAUUCAUUAUUGCAGUGUACAUAUAGCAUUGUCUACAGUAACGAUAGAAGUGAACUGGUC